Messenger RNA from Nematolebias whitei (Rio pearlfish), 2717 nucleotides. RefSeq names its product cadherin-related family member 5. The record is from RefSeq and is a predicted model, not a curated record. The transcript is spliced from 15 exons. Gene Ontology annotation, cellular component: catenin complex; adherens junction; membrane. Bases 67 to 2346 code for a protein of 759 amino acids. Gene Ontology annotation, molecular function: cadherin binding; calcium ion binding. Gene Ontology annotation, biological process: multicellular organism development; adherens junction organization; homophilic cell-cell adhesion. NCBI's taxonomy places the organism in Eukaryota, Metazoa, Chordata, Actinopteri, Cyprinodontiformes, Rivulidae.
AACAACAUCCGCCUGAACUCGUCAGCUGAAAAGAUCCUUGACCGGGAGACCCUUGGUCCGAUCCUAAUGGCUGAAUUAUUGUGUCAAGAAGAAGACAUAUUUCAGACUUAUUACAAAAUCCUGGUGGAGAUUCUUAAUGAAAAUGAUAAUUUACCCACGUUUCCAGCAAACAUGGUCCGAACUUUCACUUUGAGCGAGCUGACUCCAGUGAAUACUGUAGCGUUUACUGUCCAGGCCAAAGAUGCAGAUGAUGACACAAUCGUUUAUUCAAUUGACCAGGCAUCGCCUGAUGCAGAAUAUUUCCACAUUGAUCUGCUGAACAGUGGAGAGGUGGUCCUCUCCAAACCUCUGGACUAUGAAACCAAAACUAUGCUCACCAUCACCGUCUACGCUGCAGAAAUGAACACUGCAGAGAACUUCAACACCAGCACCAACAUCACCAUCUCAGUUCUCGAUGGAGAUGACCAGUACCCCGAGUUCCAGCCUUGCCUAUUGCUUCUCCAAAACGAGACCGUUCGGAUCUGCACCAGCCCCGUGUACAUGGUCAAUGUUACAGAGGGGGAAGAGGACGUCGUGUUGGACUUUUCUCCUGGUCCCAUUCACGCAGAGGAUGAAGACAAAGCGCUGAGCUCGUCAGUCAGCUAUUCUAUUCUCUCAGGAAAUGAAGAUGGACGUUUCAGGAUGGACACAAAGACAGGAGAGAUGAAACUAAUUAAACGUGUGACAGACAGACUCAAAACUCCACUGCUGCACCUUCAGGUUAUGGCAUUCCAGGACGAUGACCCCAGGAAGUACUGUGUUGCUAUAGCGCUGGUCCGAGUUCUGGCAGUGAACCGGUUUCCUCCAGAGUUCAACUUAGCUGAAUAUCAUGGCUUUGUGACGGCAGGAAAGAGUCAAGCGUCUCUGGUCCACACGUAUGGCAGCAUAGCUCUAGUGUUAAAUGUUCAGGACCAAGAUUUCAACCAAGGUUUCAAUCCGAUGAUCUACUUCAGCUUUAGUGAUACUUCCAGUCACACAGACAUCUAUGAAGUCACACAGGGGGGGCUUCUGAUCGCCAGAACCGAUCGUCUCAAACCAAAGCAGAAGCACAUUGUGGAGGUAAUUGCUGUGGACCAGGAAUCAGGUGAAACAGCCUUUGCCACCGUAGUGGUGGAGGUGCUACCUGAAGGACAAAUGAUCCCUCAGGGAGAACGCCUAACAGGCUGCACGGUGGGUAAAGCUUUGUUUCUCAGCUUGGCGUUCAUGGCUGUGCUUGGAUGUUUCCUGUUAAUGCUGAUGAAGCUGAGGAAGAGACGCAAAGGAAUGAGGGACCCACUGGAGCGAGGCUGUGUGGCCCAGGGCAAACACCCAAAUGUGAAUUUACAGUGGUUUCAGAUGGUGAGUCACCGUAGUGCUAUGCCAAAGAUGGAGGAGAUCCCCUACAAGAAUGAAGAAUAUGGCACCUGCAAUCUUUCCUUCAGCUUCCCAGACGCAUCAGACAUUUACCCCACACAAAACAUCCCCGUCGGUCAAGAACCCACUCCACAAAGAACAGCUGCUGCUUCUGACGCCAUUUUUGUUCCUGCUGAAAGUGUGUGCAGCCCUGUGAUUCUCAAUAACAAGGCCUCUACACCAACUAAAACCUCCUCUAGCUCACCCUCCUUUCCCCCAGCCAAGGAGGAACUGAGCCCCAUAUCUUUGACUCAAGAUGAUGCGUCACUCAAAGAAAGUCCUGGUUCACCUUGUGAUGUGAUCCCAGACACUUGCGAGAUACAAGCUGACAUCAGCUUUGGUCCUUCAACCAGUGAUACCACUGAACCUGCACCUUUCAGUGACCCAGAUUUGCAAACAAUUAACUUUGAUAAUACCAGUGAACCACUCCCAAGCCACUCGUCUCCAUUUAGCACAAAAUGCAGCCAAAUGGCUUCAGAAGAAACAAACAGACGAGUCCUGAAAGUCUAUGUGAGAACCCCACCAUAUUCACCAUUACUGUCCUCAUCUUUCCCCACAAACACAGGUACACCUCCUGUCACCCCAGACCAAAGCCCUCUAAAAGCCACUUUGGUGCACAUAGAUACAUCUCCCACUGAUACUCCUCCAGAAACACCAGUGCAAAGGGCAGAGACUCCAAACACAGAGGCAAACCAACCCUCCACAUGUCUGGACCAUUCAGAACCAUCAGAGUCUGAAGGCGGGACAGGAGACAAUGACAGUCCACAGGACAGCGGGCCUUUGGCCGACUCAGGAAACAACCAAGACAGCUGUAGAGUGGGAGAGAAGGACGAGUUUCAUGGAGGUGAAGAUGCAGACAAGAACAGUGAGGGCAAUGAGAGCGUGUGGGUAGACGACAGACGGUGGAGUCUGUAAGAUGAAGACGAAGAGCAGACACACCCUCGAGCAAGAACAUAACACUGCCCUGACUCUGCAGACAUGAACGAGGACAGUACGCACACACAAUGCACAUAUGAAGGAUUACACAACAUGAUCAUGUACAUAGGUGUUCAGCAACACUUGUAAUAAUCACAACAAAUAUAUGCAGUAUUACACCAUUUAUUCCACGUUAGACUGGAGAGAAAUGAAAACUGAACGCAGCUGAAAUGUCUUUAUAAGAUAAACUCCUCGAUAACUGAUGUUUGUUUUUUAAGAAUGCAGCAUCACAGUUAUAGCAGCACCAAGUUUACUGAGCUGAUUCAGCAGUUUCUUUUCGUUACUGAUGUCAGAGUUUGUGUUCAACUGAU